This is a messenger RNA of Verticillium nonalfalfae, 990 nucleotides long. It is a transcript of the gene TPC1, whose product is annotated as mitochondrial thiamine pyrophosphate transporter. Gene Ontology annotation, molecular function: thiamine transmembrane transporter activity. Gene Ontology annotation, biological process: thiamine pyrophosphate transmembrane transport. NCBI's taxonomy places the organism in Eukaryota, Fungi, Ascomycota, Sordariomycetes, Glomerellales, Plectosphaerellaceae. Bases 1 to 990 code for a protein of 329 amino acids. The transcript is spliced from 2 exons. The record is from RefSeq and is a predicted model, not a curated record. Gene Ontology annotation, cellular component: mitochondrial inner membrane.
AUGUCCUCCAGCGCAACACGCCUCAAGGAUGAGGGAUCUAAGCUCCAGGUCGUCAUGGCCGGUGCGACAGCCGGCCUCGUCUCACGCUUCGUCAUCGCGCCCCUAGACGUCGUCAAGAUCCGACUCCAGCUGCAAUCCCACUCCCUCUCCGACCCCCUCUCCCACCCCGCCGCCCAGGGUGGGCCCAUCUACAAGGGCACGCUCUCGACGCUCCGCCACAUCCUCCGCAGCGAGGGGCUGCCGGGCCUCUGGAAAGGCAACGUACCCGCCGAGCUCAUGUACCUCUGCUACGGCGGCAUCCAGUUCACAGCCUACCGCGCGGUGACGCAGCUGCUGCGCGGCGGCGCCCACGGCGGCACAGAGGACGACCGGCGCCUGCCGCACGCCGUCGAGUCCUUCGUCGCCGGUGCCGCCGCCGGCGCCGCCGCCACGACGGCCACGUACCCGCUCGACCUGCUGCGCACGCGCUUCGCCGCCCAGGGCAACGACCGCGUCUACGCCUCGCUGCGGGGCGCCAUCGCCGAGAUUUACCGCGACGAGGGCCCGCGCGGCUUCUUCCGCGGCCUCGGCCCCGGCGUCGCCCAGAUCGUGCCGUACAUGGGCAUGUUCUUUGCCGCCUACGAGGGCUUCCGCCUGCACCUCGGCGCGCUCGAGCUGCCGUGGGGCGGCGGCGACGCGACGGCCGGUGUCAUGGCGAGCGUCAUGGCCAAGACGGCCGUGUUCCCGCUCGACCUCGUGCGCAAGCGCAUCCAGGUGCAGGGCCCGACGCGGGCGCGCUACGUCCACAAGAACAUCCCCGAGUACCAGGGCGCUUUGGGGGCGCUCCGGACGAUCCUCAAGGUCGAGGGCGUCAGGGGCAUGUACCGUGGUCUCGUCGUCAGUCUCGUCAAGGCGGCGCCGGGGAGUGCUGUGACGGUGUGGACGUAUGAGAGGAUGCUCAACUGGCUGAUCCGCAUGGACGGUCCUGGGUCGGACGAAGGGCGGGUGUGA